UUAAGUUUUUCUUGCUAUAUCUCUGAUGCCAACGCAGGUAGCUCCGAGUGCUUGCCGCGUCGUACAAAAUACGGUUUGGUGUGUGUCUGCACUGCAACGCAUUGCGAUUAUUUGGAGAAUCCACAGCCAAAUGAUAAUGAGGUUGUCGUAGUCUCCUCAAGCAAGGAAGGUCUCCGCUUUGCUGUGAGCAAUUUACGUUUUGGCGAAAAUUCAACUAUAACCAAAUCAAAUCCGUUGGGCAGUUCAGCUGAAGAAGAAGAAGAGUUUAAAAAUGCAGCGGUGAUUGUCGAUAGUGGGCAAACAUUCGCACAGCUUUUGCUCAAUACAACUAAAAUUCUAACUUCCAGACUUACCUCGAAUGGACCCCUCGAGUUGCAGGUAGACCGUUCGGUGGAAUAUCAAAAAAUUACUGGUUUUGGUGGUGCCGUCACUGGCACUGUUUCCUAUUUAUUGGAACUUUUAGAUCAGCAGUUGCAGGAUCAUAUUUUCAAGUCAUAUUAUCAUAAGGAUGGCCUCGGUUUCAAUCUUUUGCGUACACCAAUUGGCGGCUGUGAUUUCGACAUGGCACCGUGGGCGUAUAAUGAAGAGCCACGCGACGAUCCGAAGCUUUCAAAUUUUACUAAGUUAGAUCCACACGAUGAAUUGAAAGUUGCGCAUCUAAAACGUCUGAAAUCGGUAUCCAACUUGGAUGAUCUAAAGAUAAUGGCGGCUGCUUGGAGUCCACCGCCGUGGAUGAAAUCGAAUGGUGUAUGGUCUGGUUUUGGUGUGCUGAAGACGGAAUAUUAUCAGGCUUGGGCCGAUUAUCACUUAAGAUUUAUAGAGUUAAUGGAUGCUAAAAAUAUGCCGAUUUGGGCCAUAUCAACUGGUAAUGAGCCGCUUAACGGAAUCGCUUUCUUCUUCUUCGUUCAUUUCAUGAGUCUUGGAUGGAUACCAAAGAAUCAGGCUAUUUGGUUGAACGACUUCCUCGGUCCGACAAUACGGAAUUCCAAAUAUAAAGAUGUGCUGAUAUUCGGCAAUGAUGAUCAACGAUUUUCAUUUCCGACGUGGUUUAAUAGGAUGAAUAGCACUCGACCCGGCGUUCUCAAUUAUCUCGACGGUUUCGCCGUGCACUGGUAUUGGGAUGAAGUAUUUGCGCCCAGUCUAAUGGAUCUGACGCUGAAACAAAUGCCCGAUAAACUUCUUUUAAAUACGGAAUCCUGCAUAGGAGACAAGCCGUGGCAAACUCACGGCCCUGAAUUGGGCUCGUGGGAGCGUGGCGAACAAUAUGCUGUUGAUUUUUUACAUAAUCUGAAACAUUCCUACAACGGUUGGAUCGAUUGGAAUAUUAUAUUGGAUGAGCAGGGUGGACCAAGCUAUGUUAAUAACACUGUAGAUUCGCCAGUUAUUGUGAAUGCGACAAAUCGCGCUGAAAUCUACAAACAACCAAGUUUUUACGCAAUGGGCCACUUUUCGAAGUUCGUGCCAGAGGGUUCGGUGCGUAUUGAGGCGCAAUUGUUGAGUUUAUCCGUGGAGACGGUGGCUUUCAAGAGGCCGGAUGGGCGCAUUGCAGUGGUGCUACUUAAUAGCGAAAAUAAUCCCGUCGAUGUACUACUGAAUGAUAAGGAUCGCGGUGAGGUAUUAAUCAGUAUACCAGCCAAUUCCUGGCAUACAAUUCUUUAUACAUAAUUAUGUAUAUUUAGGUAUGCUGAGCGAUUGUGAUCGAAAUGUUGUUGUAAAUAAAUUUCCAUUAUUUUGAAUUAUUUAAAUAGAGUUAUUUUCCUUCUGCUUUAUUAGCGCAGGCGCCGCCAAUUAGAAACAGCAAGUAAAGUCAGGACUCUCUCUCCGCCUAAUCUUUCCAACAGAGUAAAGGUUUGGCUCUGCCUCUCUUUCCAUCAGUUUGUUAAUGCAACGAAUACAGUGAAAACUGCCAAAAACUGUG
Ceratitis capitata (Mediterranean fruit fly) is the source of this 1918-nucleotide messenger RNA. RefSeq names its product glucosylceramidase. The record is from RefSeq and is a predicted model, not a curated record. Lineage: Eukaryota; Metazoa; Arthropoda; Insecta; Diptera; Tephritidae. Gene Ontology annotation, biological process: glucosylceramide catabolic process. The annotation marks the transcript as partial. Gene Ontology annotation, molecular function: glucosylceramidase activity. The transcript is spliced from 10 exons.